Messenger RNA from Medicago truncatula (barrel medic), 2184 nucleotides. RefSeq lists its product as uncharacterized. The record is from RefSeq and is a predicted model, not a curated record. The transcript has a single exon. Lineage: Eukaryota; Viridiplantae; Streptophyta; Magnoliopsida; Fabales; Fabaceae. Bases 486 to 1787 code for a protein of 433 amino acids.
AUGACAUUCUUAAUAUUUUGCAACUGUGGUUGGUUCUUUGAAGACUUUGUCGUUUCUCUCUCUAAAAAAUUCUAAAGAGAGAAGAAGAGCGUGUGAGAUCAUCAGAGUGGAGACCACAGUUUGCUUGAUCAAUGAAUUCUUUCUUUCAUCUCUCAGCCUCCAUCUUUUGACUUUUCUAAAUUUCUUCAUUUUUCAUUUCACUUUCUGAAUUUCUUAUCCUUUUCACACGUACAACUUGUUCCUUAAUUCUGAUCUCAAACUGUUUCAAACAUCCUUGUACCUUUGUUCUUGUUCUUUUUUUCUGUCACAUAAAAAAAACCAAAAUUUGAUCUAGAAUUUUUUUGUUACAUUUUCUCAUAUCCAAAAUUGACAUAAGUGAAUUUUGAUUCUAUUUCAGAUUCAUAUAUUUAUGACCCACAAAUUUAAAUCAUCAAAGUUUGGAAAUUUAUCAUUGAUCAAAUCAAAAUUUUCAGUUUCCAUUGAUAAUGGGUUGUGCAAAUUCCAAGCAAAAGCGAUGUAGACAUUGCAACAAUACUUAUUCACCUGUUCCAAGAAGCUAUUCAAUGCAUGUUCAUCACCCACCUCAAUCUGAUGAAGACAGUUAUCAUGUUGUUGCACUCACAUCAACCACAUUAGGUACUCUCAAACCACUCAAUUCUUCUUCUUCAAAUCAAAAGAUUGUUCCUAGUGUUAAUGGUGUUCAUGAUUUCAAGUUUUGUAAUGGGAAAGUUAAAGAGAGUGAAAGUUUUAGGUUUGAUAGAGAAAGUUUAAUGCAAAAACUAAAGAAAGAAAAGGAAAAUGAGAGAAGGGAGAAAGAGAAGAAGGAAGAAGCAUUGGAAAGUGAUGAGAAAGUGAAAGAAUUUUCAAUGGGGUUGAUUGAGGCAAAAACUUGGUCUAACAUGAUUGAAGAAAAGUUAACAAAAGUUGUUCCUAAGACACCAACAAGAACACCACCUGGUGAACCAGAAACAAUCAACACAUGGGAAUUAAUGGAAGGUCUUGAAGAUAUUAGUCCUUUUCGAUCGCCGAAUCACUUCAAAAGCUUUUCUUUUGAUGUCAAUGGUGGUGGUGAAGGUGUUGAUCCUCCAAAACCAAUGUGGCUUCAAAUUACUGAGGAAGAAUCAAAGCUCAACCAGGUUGAUUUUGAUCCUGAAGUGAUUUCAUCGUUUCGAAAAUCCUUACAAGAACAAUCUCAAGAUAGUCCUUUUUACCUUAAACAAACAUCAAUUGAUGAAGAGGAAAUGAAAGAUGAUGUUUUUGUAGAUGUUAAGAUUGGUGGAAAGGAAAAGGUUGUGUUCUACUUCACAAGCUUAAGAGGGGUGAGAAAGACUUAUGAAGAUUGUUGCCAAGUAAGGAUGAUUUUGAGAGGGUUAGGAGUGAGAGUUGAUGAGAGAGAUGUAUCAAUGCAUUUAGGAUUCAAGGAGGAGCUAAGAGAGCUUUUAGGUGAUUUGUAUGGGGGAGGAGGAUUACCAAGGGUUUUUGUUGGUAAGAAUUACAUUGGUGGAGUUGAGGAAAUUGAGAAACUUCAUGAAGAUGGAAAACUUGAGAAAUUGUUGGAAUGUUGUGAGAAAAUUGAGGAUAGUUGUGGUGGAUGUGAGAAUUGUGGUGAUAUAAGGUUUGUUCCUUGUGAAACUUGUUUUGGAAGUUGUAAAAUCUACUAUGAAGAUGGUGAUGACGACGAGGAAGAAUAUGAUGAUCAUGGUCGUGAAGAAGGCAAGUUUGGAUUCCAACGUUGUCCGGAUUGUAAUGAAAAUGGACUAAUUCGCUGCCCCGUGUGCUGCUACUAGUUACAUCUUCCAGGUGAUGUUUACUACAUGUUUCGAUUAUCUGUGAGUUUGUCAGAAUCAUAAUGUGUUACCGUGAUUUUAUCAAACUCAUUGUGAUUUCAGACAUGUACUAAUAGCACUGGUUUAUACCAAAUUUUGAGUUUUAUCAUUCAGGGUCAUUUUGUAUUUUUUUGUGAGAUUUUUGUUGUAUAGUUGAGUCUUUAAUAUGGUGGAUAGAGUGAAUAACAUGUUCUAAUCACUUCCUCUGCAUAACCAAUGUAGUUUGCUGCAAAGUGUAUACUUUUUAUUUUACAGAAAAAGAUAGAAAGGUAUAUAUACAAUUUCCUUUCAUGUAAAAUUCAAGAAAGUUGCAAAAGAAAAUUACAAAUACAAAGAUAGGUAAUAUUACUUAGUAGUA